AUGCCUUUCAUAGGCACUUUCCUCACAAUAAAUCUUUGGAUAAACCCGAGUCAUUGCCGGCUAGAAGAGGCUUAUUUUCCAUCAGGAGGUGUUUUGGCUACUCCUCCUCCUACACAUGAUUCUUCACUAGUCCACAUUGAUGUUUUAUUCCUAUCAUGUGCAAGACAUCAGAAAUGUGAAAUUCUGAUAUCCUCUUACUAG
Prunus armeniaca (apricot) is the source of this 201-nucleotide messenger RNA. The record is from the annotation of a GenBank genome assembly. NCBI's taxonomy places the organism in Eukaryota, Viridiplantae, Streptophyta, Magnoliopsida, Rosales, Rosaceae.